Messenger RNA from Cheilinus undulatus (humphead wrasse), 5622 nucleotides. RefSeq names its product AP-1 complex subunit sigma-2. Lineage: Eukaryota; Metazoa; Chordata; Actinopteri; Labriformes; Labridae. Gene Ontology annotation, molecular function: clathrin-cargo adaptor activity. Gene Ontology annotation, biological process: intracellular protein transport; vesicle-mediated transport. The coding region runs from base 67 to 540 and encodes 157 amino acids. The transcript is spliced from 5 exons. Gene Ontology annotation, cellular component: AP-1 adaptor complex; intracellular membrane-bounded organelle; membrane coat. The record is from RefSeq and is a predicted model, not a curated record.
GUGUAUGUUUCAGGGUGGCGUUGGGAGGCUCGUUUCUUCAGAGGGGAAUACAGUGUUUAAUUGAAGAUGCAGUUCAUGCUCUUAUUCAGUCGACAAGGAAAGCUCCGGCUUCAGAAAUGGUACGUGCCAUUGUCUGAUAAAGAAAAGAAGAAAAUCACCAGAGAGUUGGUGCAAACAGUCCUUGCUCGAAAACCCAAAAUGUGCAGCUUCCUGGAGUGGAGGGACCUCAAGAUUGUGUACAAGAGAUAUGCCAGUUUGUAUUUCUGCUGUGCCAUAGAAGACCAGGACAACGAGCUCAUCACGCUGGAGAUCAUCCACAGAUACGUGGAGCUGCUGGAUAAAUACUUUGGCAGUGUGUGUGAGCUUGACAUCAUUUUCAACUUUGAGAAGGCUUAUUUCAUCCUGGAUGAGUUCUUGUUGGGUGGAGAAGCUCAGGAAACGUCCAAAAAGAACGUAUUAAAGGCCAUCGAGCAGGCUGACUUACUGCAGGAGGAAGCAGAGACCCCGCGCAGCGUGCUGGAGGAAAUUGGACUGACAUAAACACGGUUCUCCUCACCUUCAUCCUCCAUGGCACGCUCCUCCAUCUGCUCCGCGAAAACAACUACAACUCACCUUUGAGCACUCACUCACUCAGUACCCAGCACUCCACGACUCUGCCUUUGUUUUCUACUUCUUCUUCUUUUCCAGAGACAAUAAUGUAGCACUGUUUCAGUAUUUUCCUACUGAGUUUGGGAUUUUUUCAGCCUAAUGAGGUUUACAGUUAGAAAUCAGCUCAGUCUAAAGUUUUCAUGGUUUUGCUGCUUUCUAGUCUACAAAAAGAUGUACUGAGUAGACUGCAAUUUCAAUAUGAUUACUUGAUUCUAUGAAGUAUAUUUAUUAGAUUUUCAUCAACAGAAACUAAAAUGUAUUAGUUAGACUUGUGAAAUAAUAUCUGUGUCGUAAAGGGAAGUCAAAGUAUUACAUUAGCUGAACCAAAGAUUUGAAUCACACCACUUUAGUGUUGUGUUUAUCAUUUAAAAAGUGCCCAGGUCACCAACACUGGCAUCCAUCACUGCAGUCUGAAGGGAAAUGACUAAUCAUGGACUGAUUUAAAGACAGAUAAUGUUAUUUUAAUAAAAAUGAGUAUUGCCUUAGUUUACAGGCCAGUGUUACUCUGAUAGUCCAACCUAGAUUAUCAGGAUCACAGUAAUUGAUUAAUUUUAAUUCAGUUAUUCCACUUUAUUCAAUUAUAAGAAAUAAGAUUAAAAUGUGGGGAGGACAAAAACUAGAACUACUGCGUGGCAGUUAUAUGAGGUAUGGCUAUUAAACGAGACUGCACUUAUGAGGAUAAAACAGGGUGGUUCCCAGUCACCAAGGAUGAAGAAAGCAUGACAAAGCGAGUCCAAAUUCAAGGCCAUGUUGAUCGUUUUCUUUAAGGCUGUGUCCGAAACCACUCACUCAUUCCCUACUCCCUAUCCACUAUACAGUGAGCAGCAUAUAGUGGACUAAACUGCAAAACGCAAAAAUAAUUUUGAACACCACUCCGGCUGUGGGAAAUGACCUCAUCGCUGUCUUACAAUUAAAAUGUUUAGCAACAACGGCUUGUAAAUUUCCAUGACAACGGUAGAAUAACACUGAAAACUGAUACUAAACGUAACAUAUUUUCACAAAAAAAUAAAAUACUAAUAGAUAAAAAAGCUUGUGUCUUAAUGGCAAAAUAGUGUACAUUUUUGUGUGUAAUGUAACUUAUUUUUGCAUAAAGAUAAUGAUCUUGUCUUUUAAUCCUCAGAGUUACUCCGUUUUAAAUCCUUAACAUUUUCUUACAGAUUUGGUUAAAACCAACAAACAAAAAAGUAUUAAAUAAAGUUUUCAUAUGUGUUCCUGUGCUUCUCUCGUUCGUCUGUCAUGUUUGAGAGUAGCAACCGCGAUGCAUGAUGUAAAUAUUGCUGGGCUAGUGAGCAUCGGUUGUUCACUACUUUUCAAAAUACAUUGUGGGAAAGACUGAGUGCACUAUAUAGUGAAUAACAAUGCUCAGUCAUAAUUCCGACACAACUACAAAAUGGCGUAUUCACUAUAUAGUGCACUAUAUAGUGAAUAGGGAGUGAUUUCAGACACAGCUUAAGGGUAUUAUUUUGGAGGAGUGGGUCCCAGAAGGGUCAACGGUGAAUCAACACUAUGACAAACAGGUUCUAGAAAAACUGAGGGAAGAAAGAGACCACAGCUGUGGUAAAAUGGUUUCAUUCUUCAUCAAGACAACGCCCCAGCUCAUAGUGCGCUCUCAGUAAAGCAUGGACUAAAACAAAUCACAGUGUUUGAUCACCCUCCCUAUUCCCCUGAUUUAGCACCGCAUGACUUUCUCCUUUUUCCUAGGACCAAAUCUGUGCUUAAAGGAACACGUUUGAGUCCGUGUCAGAAGUUAAGACAAGAACAAAAGAGAUUCUGAGAUAACUGAUGACCGACUGCACUGCUUUGAUCAGUGGAACUUGAAUGCAGGGAAAUAUACGUAUUCAAGGAGAAAGACACUGAAAAAUGUUUAUGUUCAGUAAAACUGUAUGACAGAAUCAGUUUUGUUUUUUAAUUGUCAUACCUAUGCCACCAUGAGGUUUAACGUUAGACAAUAAAAGUUGAGGAGCGGAUCAAGAAAAAGGGUUGCGGUGGUUUCUUUGGUAGUGUAGUAGUAUUAGGUUUGUAAGCAAGGGAUUUAAACAAUAUUGACCCAUUACCUCUACAAACUAAAUAGUUUAGCCCUGAGUCAGGGUAAAACAUUUAAAGUCAAUGUUAAGUUUAAAGAGAAAGAGGUUCUAGAUCACAUCAGCUUCAUAAAUGCAGCCCGAUCUGAAAAUGUAAUUCCUCACAGAGCCAUUAAGACUCAACAUAACUGAAACUCACCUAAUACCAGUGAGAUGAUGGUAAUACUACUAAAAUGUGGUUUGAGGGAGCAACGAGGGACUUCAUGCAUCUACCAGAGCAAAUGAAACCUCAUUUUGCAGAUGUGGUUGCUCGCCAAGAUCGGUUAUAUAAACUACAACAUGUCCAUCUACAUCAGCUCAAACUAUCCUCUUUCUUCAGUUUGUGCCUCUCUUCUCUUUUUUGUGUUACCUAAACUUCAAUUAAUCUACAAAUACUUCAGCUAUGGGCAAGAGGAUCUGGCUGCAUACUUCUAAGGUGGAGCGUUUUGGGCUCAUCUGUUGCAGGCCGAUACAAAGGGGCGACCUCAAACGUGGGGCAGGAAGUUACAUACCUUAUCCAAGCCAGAACCAGAAUGAUGCACGUUUUCCGCUCGCUGUCAAAGGUUACAGUAGGAGGCUAUUUUUUCACAGCAGCAGAUUUUAAUGGAUAAAAAUCUAAAUUCAAAUUUAACACAUCACAAACUAAGGAAAACCCAAGAAGGGUUAGGCCCCUGAGCACUUAAGAUUAGGGUUAGGGUCAGAGUGGGGGUAUAAUAAAAAGUAACAUACCACAAACUAAGGGAAAAACUCAACAAGUGUUGGUACAUCACUUCCUGCCACAUGAUUGAGGUUGCCCCACCAUAGAGGUCUGCAGCCAGAUGCCUCUGACUCUAAAAAUACUCCAACCUAAUCAGUGUUAAAGCAAAGUUUUAUGAAUUCUAUUAGCCCGUGUAAAACUACAACCUUAACUUCACCUCAUGAUGCAUUCAUCUGAUGUAGAGUUCAAAGUUUUUAAUAAGAGCAGCUUUAAUAUAGGAUAUGUGCUGCAGAAUGUUUGAUCUAAGAAUGGGAGAUGAGACCCCUCUUUGGUUACCUAUCUUUUUCUCCUUACUUUUUAUUGUCCUGUUGUUUUUAUGUUGUCUUAUCUUAUGUAUUUAUGGUUCUAGUAUUUGAUUUUGUAGCACUUUUGGCAGCUUUUUCACGAGUAAAUUUAGUUUGGAUUUAAAUAUGAAUAACUUUACAGAUCAUAAAUCAGUUUUCUUCCCCACAUUCCAUUCAUCAGUACUGAUUAAACUACCAUCACGGCCACAUUCAACUAUUACAGCAUGUAAACUUCAGAUAAACUACUGUGAUAUUACAAAAAUAACAGUGCUAAAGGGACCAUGCAUGGAAUAGCAAUAGACACAAACCGUAGCAAACUGUUGAGACUUUUAUUUAUGCAUUUAUUUUUUAUUCAAAAUUAAAAGUAGUUUUUGAGUAAUUUUAUUAAAAAUGAGGGGAAAGAUUGACAAAACUGGAUGUGGAAUUGCAAUUAAUGUGUUUCUCUCUGUAUCCUCUCUCGUUGCACUGUCAUGAAGAAGCUGGCAUUGUUCUCAAAAUGUGUUUUUGAACUGCUCAUUUUUCUUCUUUUGCAAUCUGCAGCUUUUUCAAUUAAUCACAGCUGUUAAAAGUGACAUAUCAUACCCCUUUUCCUUUUCUCCUUUUAGGAGAGGUUUUUGGCCCUGUAUAAACCAGCUCCUAACAGGCUUCAUCAGAACACUUGUGUAUAUCUCUUUUGUCUGUGUGACACACCGACACAGGCACAGUUGUGUGCUUUCACAGCUGUAGAAGGAGAUUUAUGAGUGGAGUUACCAGGUGAAGGGCAGGCAUUAGUGAGAUCAAUCUUUUAAGGUUCUUUGACCAAACCAUGCCAGACUCGCCCCUUUCUAGGCAAAAAUAUUUAAUCCAAAUUUAUGACAGGAAAUAGGAAAGACAUGGAACUUAGCAUUGACAGAAACAACACAGUUUAAUGGUUCUUAAAAGCAAAAAUCCAGAGCCCAGUGAGUCACAAAUAAAAAUGUGGACUUUUCUGAGUGAGGAUUAGGAUCAUUACAUUAAAAAUUGAACAAAGUUAGAGAUGUCUUCAUCAGACUGGACAACCCCGUCCUAUCAGAGAUAGGUGCCCAGUGACAGCUGGGAUAGGCUCCUCCCUUCUGCGACCUGAGUGGGAUAAACAGUGUAGAUGAUGGAUGGAUGGAUGGUUUUCAGAUAGUUCGAUUGCCACCAGUGUUUUCUAAUCUACUGCUCCAGUCCCAGGGCUUAUUUUCACCUAAAUUAGGGCGUGGUCACUCUGAAGAGCAGGAGGUGACAUGGGACUGCUCUCACCCAUUAACAUAGUGACGGGGGGAUAAAGGGGAGGACUUUCUGGGGCCGGCAGAAUGGGAGCCCAUGAAAUCCUGGUCCAUUUGAAAGCUAAUCUAUGAUAACCAUAUUUUAUUUUUUUACCCUGAAUAAUAACUAGGUAUGCACAAUAUUAGAUUUUUGACAAUAUCCGUUAUGCUAAUAUUUCCAAAAUAAUUUGGCUAAUACUUAUAUCUAAAUGUAGUUCAGACCUAAAACUUCAGUCUUUAGAACACACAAUUUAAAGUUUGAGGAUGCACAAAUUAACACAUUUCAGUCCUUAAAACAGACCUAAAAGCGUAAAGAUUAGAAUGAAUAAGGAUAAAGACUGCAGCUGACACAGGUCUUCUUAUUCCUACUUAUAUCUGAUUUGUUUGUACAGCCAAUAUUUACAGCUGAUAAAGGCAGAAUUUUAUAGCCAAAUUAUUGGUUGUAACUAUGUGCUAAAAUUUGUACAUCUACCGAUAGGAUAGUUCAGUUUUUAAGCUAAUAUCUGCUGAUGUCUUGCCAAUGAUAUCAUGCAUCCCUAAAUUAAUAUUCUUAUCACCAAAAGAAAAAAAAUGAUUUAUGCUGUUGUAAAAUAAAGCCUUUUCAA